Messenger RNA from Hippopotamus amphibius kiboko, 972 nucleotides. Its product is annotated as olfactory receptor 7A17-like. Lineage: Eukaryota; Metazoa; Chordata; Mammalia; Artiodactyla; Hippopotamidae. Gene Ontology annotation, biological process: G protein-coupled receptor signaling pathway. The coding region runs from base 1 to 972 and encodes 323 amino acids. The record is from RefSeq and is a predicted model, not a curated record. The transcript has a single exon. Gene Ontology annotation, cellular component: membrane. Gene Ontology annotation, molecular function: G protein-coupled receptor activity; olfactory receptor activity.
AUGGAACCACAUAACAAUACACAAAUUUCAGAAUUUCUUCUUCUGGGAUUAUCAAAGGAACCAGAAUUGCAGCCUCUCAUAUUUGGGCUUUUCCUCUUCAUGUACCUGAUCACAGUGAUUGGAAACCUGCUCAUCCUCCUGGCCGUCAGCUCAGAUCCCCACCUUCACAUGCUCAUGUACAUUUUUCUCUCAAAUUUGUCUUUUGUAGACAUCUGUUUCACCUCCACCACCAUCCCAAAGAUGCUGAAGAACAUUCAGACCCAGAACAAAGGCAUAACCUAUGAAGGCUGCAUCAUCCAAGUGUGUUUUUAUUUAAUCUUUGCAGGACUAGAUGACUUUCUCCUGGCUGUGAUGGCCUAUGACCGAUAUGUGGCCAUCUGUCUCCCCCUGCGCUAUACAGUCAUCAUGAAUCUCCAGCUCUGUGGACUGCUGGUGCUGGUGUCCUGGGUGAUGAGUGCCCUGAGUUGCUUGUUACAAACCUUAAUGUUGUUGCAAUUGUCCUUCUGCUCAGACAUGGAAAUCCCCCACUUUUUCUGUGAACUCCAAGAGCUGAUCCAACUUGCCUGUUCUGACACUUUUCUCAGUAACAUUGUGAUGUAUUUUGUAGCUGGGCUGCUGGGUGGUGGUCCCCUGGCUGGUAUCCUUUACUCUUACUUUAAGAUAGUUUCCUCCAUAUGUGGAAUCUCAUCAACUCAGGGAAAGUAUAAAGCAUUUUCUACCUGCUCAUCUCACCUCUCAGUUGUCUCCAUAUUUUAUUUCUCUGGCUUAGGCGUGUACCUUAGCUCUGCAGCUACCCACAGCUCACACUCAAGUGCAACAGCCUCGGUGAUGUACAGUGUGGUCACACCCAUGCUGAAUCCCUUCAUCUACAGUCUAAGAAAUAAAGAUAUAAAGAGAGCACUAAGAAGAUUCUUUGGGAUGGACACUUUUAUAAGAAGGCCGUUUGUUUUGGGACUGAAAAAAUACCCAUGA